UAUGGGUAAUGUAGUGCGGCGGCGGACACGUGGGUUGUUCCGGUGCUGCUCAUUCGAACGAAGUUUGAGGAAACAUGGCGGGUCUGGAGCUGCUGUCGGACCAGGGGUACCGUCUAGACGGGAGGAAAGCCACCGAGCUGCGGAAGGUUCAGGCCCGGAUGGGGGUGUUCGCUCAGGCCGACGGCUCCGCGUACCUGGAGCAGGGAAACACCAAAGCUCUGGCGGUGGUCUACGGUCCUCAUGAGGUACGAGGUUCACGCAGCCGGAUUCGUCAUGAUCGGGCUGUGAUCAACUGUCAGUACAGCAUGGCCACAUUCAGCACGGCGGAGAGGAAGAGGAGGCCGCACGGGGACCGCAAGUCCACUGAGAUGAGCCUCCACCUCAAGCAGACGUUUGAAGCUGCUGUGAUGACCCAGCUGUACCCACGCUCUCAAAUAGACAUCUAUGUGAAGAUUCUGCAGUCGGACGGCGGUAACUACAGCGUGUGUGUGAAUGCUGCCACUCUGGCGGUGAUUGACGCCGGCAUCCCAAUGCGGGACUACGUGUGUGCCUGCACCGUCGGGUUUGUGGAUGAGACGCCCCUCGCCGACCUUUGCUACGCAGAAGAAAGUGGAGGAGUGAGCUCGCUGGCCUUAGCGCUGCUGCCCCGGGGCGGUCAGAUCGCUCUGCUGCAGAUGGACGCCAGACUACACCAGGAUCACUUAGAGUCCCUGAUCGAAGCCGCCAUGACAGCCUGUAAAGGUGUGAGCAAGGUGCUGGACGAGGUGGUGCGACAACAUCUGCAAGAAGCUUCUGUGCUCUCUUGAGAGUGAUGCAUGGAGGAGGGGGUGAACAUCUGGACUGUGGUUUUGGUUGCAGACUGGAAAGUGUUAUUUGGACCGAAAAGGAGAGGAAAGAUGAGAGAAUCUUUGAGUGAAUGUUUUUUUUUUUUUGUAUUCAUGGCAUACCUUUGUACAGUAUAUGUGUGAAGCUUACAAUAAAUUUGUCA
Messenger RNA from Anoplopoma fimbria (sablefish), 988 nucleotides. RefSeq names its product exosome component 4 (gene exosc4). The record is from RefSeq and is a predicted model, not a curated record. Gene Ontology annotation, cellular component: cytoplasmic exosome (RNase complex); nucleolus; nuclear exosome (RNase complex). Gene Ontology annotation, biological process: nuclear mRNA surveillance; rRNA catabolic process; poly(A)-dependent snoRNA 3'-end processing. Lineage: Eukaryota; Metazoa; Chordata; Actinopteri; Perciformes; Anoplopomatidae. The transcript has 3 exons. Bases 75 to 806 code for a protein of 243 amino acids.